Molecule: messenger RNA, 2514 nt
Organism: Salvia hispanica
Lineage: Eukaryota; Viridiplantae; Streptophyta; Magnoliopsida; Lamiales; Lamiaceae
Product: cell division control protein 48 homolog C-like
Molecular function (GO): ATP hydrolysis activity; ATP binding
Source: RefSeq, a predicted model, not a curated record
UAGCGCGCUUCGCUAAAUUUAUCACACACUGCAGUGACCUAAACAUGGCCUCCUCCUGUCACCGGGAAACUCCUGUUUCCGGCGGAAAAUUGAGCAUGGACGGAUUAAGCGACCGCAUCGCCAGGUCUCUCCUUGAAUGUCAUGACCAAACUCUGCGCUGUCUCAUCGAGCCCGCCGCCGCCGGAGCCAAAAACCUAACCGACGCGCAAAUCGUGCACCUCAUCUGCUCCACCUUCCCUCUCACAUUCUCCCGCUCCAAUCGCAACCUCCUAAUCGAACGCGUCGCGAAAAUAUCUCCGCUCUCGUGCAGGAGAGCGAGCGCCGGGGACGAGCCAGCAGCGAAAAGGCCAAAAUUUGACGAGACUCAGAAUGCGAAUCGGCAAAUUGAGGUAGCUAAGGCUUCUGCUCCAGCUAGUUAUUCUGAUUCUAACGGUUGGGAACUUGAUUCUGCUAGGAGUCAUAGAUAUGGUGGUGAUGGGUGGGAUACGGAUGCGAAUGGGGAUAAUAUGGCUAUAAUUGAGGGUUUCGUGCAAGGAAAUAAAUUAGGGAUUAACAUGAGAGAGGUGAAGAAGAAUGAGGAUAAGUGGCCAAUGUUUAGUGACAUUGGUGGGAGGUAUUAUAUAUUGGAGGAUUUGACAAGAGACGUGAUUGCGCCGAUGCACCAGUUGAAGCUACUGCAUCUCAUCGGAGGCAAGCCUUCAACAGCAAUUCUGUUACAUGGGCCACCGGGCUGUGGGAAAACCAUGUUGGCUCGAGCCAUUGGCAAUGAGGCCCGAGUUCCGUUCUAUGAAACAUCUGCUGUUGCGUUGAAGUCUGGAGUGUCAGGUAUCCUAGAGUUGUUCUCCAGAGCAUACAACAAUGCACCAUCUAUUGUGUUCAUUGAUGAAAUUGAUGCAUUGACUUCAGAAACGGAAAGUUUGUGGCAGUGCCCAGCAAAACAGUUGAUGGCUUGCAUGAAAAGAUCUAAUAGUGGACCUGGUGGCUAUGUGCUGACGAUUGGAGCAACCAAUAGACCUGACGCUCUUGACCUUGCUUUAAGGCAGCGGUUUGAUCGUGAAUUUCUUUUAGAUGUUCCAAAAAAUGAUCAACGGCAUGACAUACUAUCAGUUCUAACAAGUAAAUAUAAGGUCGAUGUUGAUUUUGAUUUGAAGGAGUUAGCUAGGUUGACUCAGGGUUUUGUAGCAGGAGAUUUGGUAGAACUAGUAAAUAAGGCUCGUAUGAUUUCUUUUAAUUGUGCCAUUCACAUGAGAGCUCACAUAAAGGGAUUUAAAGAUGGAUUUGAAGCUUAUGGUAAACCAUUUUCAGAUGAAGAAUUGGAGCAAGUCGGAUUGGACCGGGAAAGUAUUCAUCAAGCUAUUGAGACGGUUUGGGCCGUUUGGCCAUCUGCUGAAAUGGAAGAAUUUUCCACCACGCCAUAUACAAACUGGGAUGAUGUUGGAGGCCUUCAAUUGUUGAAAUUAGAACUGGAACGUCGCAUAAUUAAGCUUAUAAAGUUUCCACAAGUUUAUGAGUCUCUUUGGGAAAGUGGGUUGAAGAACUUUCCAACCUCCUUCUUUCUUUAUGGUCCUUCGGGUUGUGGAAAGACAUUGAUUGUUGAUGCUUUGGCUAAAGAAGCAGGAGCAAAUUUAAUGCAUAUCAAGGGCAAUGAACUGUCAAAGUUUGAGUGGAGGCAGUUGAUGGUGGAUAAUAUUUUCAAAUGUGCAAAAACUCACCCUCCAUGUAUAGUUUUCUUUGAUGAGGUGGACGUGUUAUCCCGAGAUGAUUUCACAGAUGAAGAUCUCGAGGAGGACGAAUAUAUAUGGAAGUCGUGGGAAUAUAGAGCGAUAUGGGCCCAAAUCAGUGAUUUAAAAAAAGAAUCGCAUGUUUACGUGAUUGCUACGUCAAGUAGGCUAGAGAUUCUGGAGCGCGUCCCGUUUAUCAAAGAAGAUUUUGGCAGGAUUUUGUAUGCUCCUCUACCUACUCCAGAAGAAAGAGGAGAGAUAUUGAAGAUUCUUGCUCAAAACAAGCCAAUAGAUGCAGAAGUGGAUCUGAUGGCUCUAGGAAAAGACUCCGCAUGUGAAAAUUUCAGUGGCUCUGAUCUGUAUGCAUUGAUGACAGAAGCUAUUAAGUUUGCCAUUGAUCGACCGGCAUUGUCCUGUGGGGGUAGCAUGACCAUCACAAAUGCAGAUUUUGAGGCUGCGCUAGCUAAAGUCUCCCCUUCUCUCUCGGCCGAGGAACGCAACAAAUGGGCGCUACACGCGAAGAAUAUUGAUGUUGUUCAUGGCGCAUCUGUGAUGGACUGGUAGACUUAUGCCCACUAAUUUAUGUGUGCAUAGUUUCCUACUCGUCUUUUGUAGCAUGUUAGUAAAAUGUUGAAGACCUCUCAUAUUUAUUGACAUAUUAGUAAUUUUGUUAGUACUAAACUUGUAUAAAUAUAGUUUAGUGUUUUUUUGCUCUUCACAUAAUCUGCGGUUUUGUUACUCACCGGCGGUCACAAAUGGACAAGUGAAUAAUCUUAUUUUUGUUUUUCUCAAA